Molecule: messenger RNA, 1706 nt
Organism: Rana temporaria (common frog)
Lineage: Eukaryota; Metazoa; Chordata; Amphibia; Anura; Ranidae
Gene: PITX2
Product: paired like homeodomain 2
Exons: 3
Coding region: 438-1415 (325 amino acids)
Biological process (GO): anatomical structure morphogenesis; regulation of transcription by RNA polymerase II
Cellular component (GO): nucleus
Molecular function (GO): DNA-binding transcription factor activity, RNA polymerase II-specific; RNA polymerase II cis-regulatory region sequence-specific DNA binding
Source: RefSeq, a predicted model, not a curated record
AUGUUAGUCAAACAGGGAAGCGACUGAGCCUUGGCCGAAUCUCCAUUGUCACCUGUGAAAGUGUAGCUGUGAGCAGGGAAGGGAGCAGCCUCUCCCAGUGUACAGUGCCCAGGUCUGUGCCCAGCUGUAUGAUGUCUGAUGCCCAGAGAAUAAUAGGAGCCUAAUGACUGCAGUGGACUCAGCACGACUUAUAAAAGUAAGGCUCCUUAAGCCUUGCACUUAACAAGCGACUUGCUGAAACUAUUCCACCAAAGCCUGUGCACCAGUCGCCGCUACAUUGUGGUGCCACCAGUCGGACACACAGUGGAAUUGAAUUUCAUUGCAAGCUGCAAAAGAGAUUUUUAUUUUUUUCACUUUUAUUUUUUAAACUUUUCUGACUUGGAUAUUUAAAAAAAAAAAAAAUAUUGGAAGUGUCCUCAGUAAUACACACUUUAUCGAUGAACUCUAUGAAAGACCCUUUACAUUUGGAUCCUUUGAGCGGAACUAAGCUGGCUUCAGCCUCUUCCCAUCAUCAUCACCAUCAUCAUCAUCCUCAGGCGGUGACCCUAGUCUCCAUGGCUUCCUCCCUGGGGCAGCGCUCGGUGGAGUGUAAGCAAAGAUUGGAGGUCCAUACCAUAUCAGACACCUCCAGUCCUGAGGCUGCAGAUAAAGAGAAAAAUCACCAAAGUAAAAAUGACGAUGCCAGCACUGAUGACCCCUCCAAGAAGAAGAGACAGAGGAGGCAGAGGACACAUUUCACCAGCCAACAGCUGCAGGAGCUAGAGGCCACCUUCCAGAGGAACCGCUACCCUGACAUGUCCACCAGGGAGGAGAUCGCAGUGUGGACCAACCUCACCGAGGCCAGAGUCAGGGUUUGGUUCAAGAACCGUAGAGCUAAAUGGAGAAAGAGAGAGAGGAACCAGCAGGCUGAGCUGUGUAAGAAUGGCUUUGGUCCUCAAUUCAAUGGACUCAUGCAACCCUACGACGACAUGUACCCUGGCUACUCCUACAACAACUGGGCAGCCAAAGGGUUGACUUCAGCUUCUCUCUCCACCAAGAGCUUCCCUUUCUUCAACUCCAUGAAUGUCAACCCCUUGUCCUCACAGAGCAUGUUCUCCUCACCCAACUCCAUCUCCUCCAUGAGCAUGUCCUCCAGUAUGGUGCCUUCUGCAGUCACUGGGGUGCCAGGUUCUAGCCUCAACAGCUUGAAUAAUCUGAACAACUUGAGCAACCCUUCUCUGAAUUCAGCAGUGCCAACGUCAGCCUGCCCCUAUGCCCCACCAACACCCCCCUAUGUCUAUAGAGACACAUGUAACUCCAGCUUGGCAAGCCUUAGACUCAAAGCCAAACAGCACUCUAGUUUUGGAUAUGCUAGUGUUCAGAACCCAGGAUCAAAUCUCAGCGCGUGUCAGUAUGCUGUGGACAGACCAGUCUGAUAUCUAUACAAUGUGCAUGUGUAAAUAUACCUUAUGGGAACCAUCCUUUCUACAAAGACUUUACCUAUCUGGACUCUAAAAUGGGAGGAACCGAAAGGAAAACAAAAUGCAAAAUGCAAAAAAAAAUGAUGAAAUGUGUCUUGUUUUCAAGGGAUGGCCUACAGCCACUUCUGAAAGUAUUAUCAGUCACAGGACGCUGAUAAAUCCAAUAUAUUUGGACACAUUUGACUGGAUAUUACAUUUUAAAAAGUUACUAUAAGCUUGUAUUUUUUUUUUUUUUUUUGCAUUGUU